AUGCAGCUCCCCAAUAAAGCCCUGAUGCAGCUCCCCAACAAAGCCCUGAUGCAGCUCACGGACACAGCCCUGAUGCAUCUCCCCAACACAGCCCUGAUGCAGUUCCCCAACACAGCCCUGAUGCAUCUCCCUAACACAGCCCUGAUGCAGCUCCCCAACAAAGCCCUGAUGCAGCUCCCCAACACAGCCCUGAUGCAUCUCCCCAACACAGCCCUGAUGCAGCUCCCCAACACAGCCCAGAUGCAGCUCCCCAACACAGCCCUGAUGCAGCUCCCCAACACAGCCCUGAUGCAGCUCCCCAACACAGCCCUGAUGCAGCUCCCCGACACAGACCUGAUGCAGCUCCCCAAAACAGCCCUGAUGCAGCUCUCCGACACAGCCCUGAUGCAGCUACCCGACACAGCCCUGAUGCAGCUCCCCAACACAGCCCUGAUGCAGCUCCCCAACACAGCCCUGAUGCAGCUCCCCAACACAGCCCUGAUGCAGCUCCCCAACACAGUCCUGAUGCAGCUCCCCAAAACAGCCCUGAUGCAGCUCUCCGACACAGCCCUGAUGCAGCUCCCCAACACAGCCCUGAUGCAGCUCCCUAACACAGCCCUGAUGCAGCUCUUCGACACAGCCCUGAUGCAGCUCCCCAACACAGCCCUGAUGCAGCUCUCCAACACAGCCCUGAUGCAGCUCCCCAACACAGCCCUGAUGCAGCUCCCCAAAACAGCCCUGAUGCAGCUCUCCGACACAGCCCUGAUGCAGCUACCCAACACAGCCCUGAUGCAGCUCCCUAACACAGCCCUGAUGCAGCUCUUUAACACAGCCCUGAUGCAGCUCCCCAACACAGCCCUGAUGCAGCUCUCCAACACAGCCCUGAUGCAGCUCCCCAACACAGCCCUGAUGCAGCUCUCCAAUACAGCCCUGAUGCAGCUCUUUAACACAGCCCUGAUGCAGCUCCCCAACACAGCCCUGAUGCAGCACCCCACUGGAGACGACAGAUGA
This is a messenger RNA of Esox lucius (northern pike), 990 nucleotides long. RefSeq lists its product as uncharacterized. The record is from RefSeq and is a predicted model, not a curated record. The transcript has a single exon. Bases 1 to 990 code for a protein of 329 amino acids. NCBI's taxonomy places the organism in Eukaryota, Metazoa, Chordata, Actinopteri, Esociformes, Esocidae.